UGACCUGUCAAAGAUCUUUGUGUUUGGCUCUCACUUUCAUUCCCCCUUUAUACCUUCACGCAAUGUCAGAACUUAAAAACGUCGUCAUCGUUGGUGCUUCUGCUGCUGGAGCACAAGUUGCUCAUCAGCUAGAAAAGACAUUACCAUCCACCCAUCGAAUCGUUUUGAUCGAAGCAAACAAUUUCGCUUAUUGGCCAAUCGGUGCUUUACGUGCUUCUGUUAAAGCUGGAUUUGAGAAUGAAAUCUUUGCAUCUUAUGAUAACUUCUUCCCAGCCGAUUCAAGACAUAUCAUCUUGACUGGCUAUAAAGUAGCAAGUAUUUCGGCUCAAAGUGUUAAAUUGGACAAACAAGCUCCUGCUCCUUUCAAUUCUGAUGAGAUCCAAGUCGAUAUUGGAGUGAUCGCUACCGGAUCGAAGUACGCUUAUCCAAUGCGACCGAGCAGUCAAUCUCUCGAAGAAAGUGUUGAAUCUUUACGUAAAUUACAAAAAGACAUUGAACAAGCAAAGAAUGUUGUCAUCUUGGGAGCUGGUCCAGUGGGAAUCGAGAUGUCAGGUGAAAUUCGUGCAGUUUAUCCAGACAAGAAGAUCACAAUUAUCGAACGUGGUCCAAGGAUUCUGAACGGUUUCAGAGAAGCUUUGCAUAAUAAUCUUUUAAAUCAAUUGAAGAAGAAGAAGAUCGAAAUCAAGUUCAAUACUAGUGUCGAGGUAACGGAUGACCUGCAAUCUUCUGCUCAAAAGCUCUUGAAUGAACCUCUCAAGCUAUCCCUAUCCGACGGCUCAACGAUUGAAACUGAUUUCCUAUUCAUCGGAACGGGAGGUUCACCUAAUGUAUCUGCUGUCCCACAAGAAGCAUUAUCAGAAGCAACAGCAGGGGUGAAAGGAUCAAGAGCACCAGUAAAACGAGUUGGUGUUGAUCAAGGUACAUUACGAGUUCAAUAUGAACCUUUGAAAGAACGUUGGUUCUGUUUAGGUGAUGCAAGCAAUUCAAACGAUUCAAAGACAAAUAUUGCCGCUACUGCUCAUGCACCAAUCGUUGCAAGUCAAGUUGUCGGUCAAGCAGGAAAUACGAAAAAGGGUGUAAAGCAACAUACAAAAGCCCUCAAUGCAAUCUCUGUUCCUCUUGGUCCGGAUGGUGGUGCAACCCAGGUUAUUUGGCCCGUCUUUGGUGAAUGGGUCACCAGUUUAGGUAAAGGAAAAGGUUUAUUGCUGAACCUAUUUACUCCAAUAUACCCUGGCGGUCAACCGUUGAAAAAGUGAUGAUGUACAUACCCUUGUUGUGGAAUAUCUGUCAAUUGCAUUCUUUAUAUCGUCACUCUCUGGU
Messenger RNA from Meira miltonrushii, 1320 nucleotides. RefSeq names its product FAD/NAD(P)-binding domain-containing protein. Bases 63 to 1256 code for a protein of 397 amino acids. The transcript has a single exon. NCBI's taxonomy places the organism in Eukaryota, Fungi, Basidiomycota, Exobasidiomycetes, Exobasidiales, Brachybasidiaceae. Gene Ontology annotation, molecular function: flavin adenine dinucleotide binding; electron-transferring-flavoprotein dehydrogenase activity. Gene Ontology annotation, cellular component: cytoplasm. The record is from RefSeq and is a predicted model, not a curated record.